Molecule: messenger RNA, 6259 nt
Organism: Pieris rapae (cabbage white)
Lineage: Eukaryota; Metazoa; Arthropoda; Insecta; Lepidoptera; Pieridae
Gene: Kdm5
Product: lysine-specific demethylase lid
Exons: 30
Coding region: 226-4899 (1557 amino acids)
Biological process (GO): chromatin remodeling
Cellular component (GO): nucleus
Molecular function (GO): histone demethylase activity; DNA binding
Source: RefSeq, a predicted model, not a curated record
UUUCGAAAGUUCAAUUUUGCAUGGCGGACGUGCAAGUGGGUUCUGUUAUUUGUUAGUGUCUACUGAUAAUUUCAUUUAUUAUUUCUCUGAGAUUCCUUAUGGAAAGACAAAUUUUCAUGUUACUUUUUCUUUGUGGUCGUGCUUUAUUCAUUCCUUAACGUUAGAUGAUGUUAAAGUGUUAGUUUUUGUUCGAAAUUAUAAGAACUGCAUAGGUUUUUCUCUAAAAUGGGAAAAUGUGACGAAGCUAAUGUCGAAGUUAGUAUGGGGGACUCGGCGUCCCCCAUGAAACCUGAUAAUUUUACCUUCACCGUACCUCCGGAGGCCCCUGUCUUCGAACCAACGCCUGAAGAAUUCCUGGAUCCUUUAGCGUAUAUCAGUAAAAUCAGGCCAAUUGCGGAGAAGUCGGGGAUUUGCAAAAUUAAACCCCCUCCCCAUUGGCAGCCACCAUUUGCUGUAGAUGUAGAUCGUCUACGAUUCACACCAAGAAUUCAACGGCUGAAUGAAUUAGAGGCUAUUACACGUGUGAAGCUAAAUUUUCUAGACCAAAUCAUUAAAUUCUGGGAACUGCAAGGUUCUGUUCUGAAGAUACCUACAGUUGAACGGAAGCCGCUGGACUUGUAUGCUUUACAUAAGAUUGUGAAGGAGGCUGGCGGUUUUGAAGUAUGUUCUGCGGAGCGGAAGUGGUCAAAAAUUGCCCGUCGUAUGGGACAUCCUCAGGGCAAAGGCAUCGGGUCAAUAAUGAAGAACCAUUAUGAACGCAUCCUCUACCCUUAUGACGUGUUCAAAAAUAACGGCGCUGUGGGGGACAAUAAGGAGACGAAAAUUGAAGUAAAAACCGAGCAGACCCCUGAAAAGGUGAACGCUCGUAGCCGGUCGAGCAGCAAAGGCCCAGCGGCGACUCCGCCCCCCGGGCGCCGGUACAAGACAUCGGAGCCCGAGGCGGCCGAAGGCAGCCACACUGAGGGAGCUUUGCCUGGGGCCGAUGAGAAAAAGACACCUAUUAAGGAGGAACCCACUGAGAAUCGGAGGAGUCCUCGUGAAAACAAAUGGAUGUCGAGUGCUGCGUCGUGCGGCGCACGCGCCCGUGUCCUAAGAUCGACGAAAUUACGCGAGCAUCGCUUGAGUAAUAUGACCGUGUCAGUCACUCCAGCACCCGUGCCUGCGCCGCCUGUAGUCACGCCCAGACCUUUGGAUCCUUUGGCGAAAUACAUGUGUCACAUUUGCGGUAGGGGUGACAUCGAAGAGCAAAUGUUACUCUGUGACGGGUGUGAUGACUCAUACCACACUUUCUGCCUUGUGCCACCCCUGGCUGAUGUCCCUAAGGGUGAUUGGCGAUGCCCCGUCUGCUUGGCUGAGGAGGUAUCAAAGCCUGCAGCAGCUUUUGGCUUCGAGCAGGCGUCCCGCGAAUACACCUUACAACAGUUUGGAGAAAUGGCUGAUCAAUUUAAAUCGGAUUACUUUAACAUGCCUGUACAUAUGGUGCCAACUUCAACAGUAGAGAGAGAAUUUUGGCGAGUUGUCUCUUCCAUAGACGAGGAUGUCACAGUUGAAUAUGGAGCGGAUCUACACUCUAUGGAUCAUGGAUCAGGAUUCCCAACAAAGUCAAGCGCACACCUUUAUCCCGGUGAACAACAAUAUGCUGAGUCAAGUUGGAAUUUGAAUAAUUUACCCGUUUUGGAGGGUUCAGUAUUGGGACAUAUUAAUGCUGAUAUAUCAGGAAUGAAGGUUCCAUGGCUGUAUGUUGGUAUGUGCUUUGCGACAUUCUGCUGGCACAAUGAAGAUCACUGGAGUUACUCAAUCAAUUACCUACAUUGGGGUGAAGCGAAGACGUGGUAUGGAGUACCAUCCUCUAAAGCGGAACAGUUCGAGGCAGCAAUGAAGGCCGAAGCCCCAGAGCUGUUCCAGCUGCAGCCUGAUCUGCUGCAUCAGCUUGUUACCAUCAUGAACCCCAAUAUACUCAUGAAGGCUGGCGUGCCUGUUUAUAGGACGGAUCAGCACGCGGGCGAAUUCGUCAUAACCUUCCCUCGCGCUUACCACGCCGGCUUCAACCAAGGAUACAAUUUUGCUGAAGCGGUUAACUUUACACCGGCUGAUUGGCUAAAAAUGGGUCGCGAAUGUAUCGGCCACUAUUCGACGCUACGCCGUUAUUGUGUAUUCUCGCAUGACGAAUUAGUAUGCAAAAUGGCGUUAGAGGCAGAUACACUCAGUCUCACUGUCGCGUUAGCGGCCUAUAGAGAUAUGAGGACCAUGCUUCAUGAUGAGAGGAAAUUGAGAAAGGCACUUUUGGACUGGGGCGUUACCGAAGCGGAGAGAGAAGCGUUCGAACUCCUCCCAGACGAUGAGCGGCAGUGCCACCUCUGCAAGACGACGUGCUUCCUCUCGUGCGUCACGUGCACGUGUACGCAAAAUGUUGCGUGCUUGAGACAUUUCCACCAGUUGUGCGAUUGUUCACCAGCUGUUCAUAAACUUAGAUAUCGUUACACGUUAGACGAGUUGCCGGCCAUGUUGGAGAAGUUGAAACGCAAGUCGGAGCAGUUCCGUGAGUGGGCGGAGGCUGUACAGAACGCCUUAGACCCGGACACGCCCAAGACUUGCGACCUCGAUGGCUUGAGGGUGCACUUGAAGAGGGCACAUGAUCUCAAAAUACACAAAACUGAACUAGUCCGAGCACUCGAAACGGCAAUAGAAGAUGCCGAGAAGUGCGCGUCUGUGAUACAACAACUUGAUUUAAAUAAGAUGAGGACACGUACGCGUCACCACGACCCCAAAUAUAAGCUGACGAUACACGAGUUGACGUUAUUUGCCGCGGAAAUCGAUGGAUUGGCUUGUGUUUUGCCUGAAGGAUCGGCUGUCAAAGAAGUGCUACGUCAAACAGAAGAGUUCGAAGAUCGCGCUACUGAAUUACUGAAUAUGGAUUUGGAUGAAUGUGAUUCUUCUUCUGUCAGAGAACUUGAGGAUGUGGUAGAACUCGGCACACAUCUAUGUAUAGUGCUGCCCCAGCUACCAGCAUUGCAGGCGCGAUUACUCCAAGAGAAAUUCAUCGUAUCAUCGAGGGAACAUCGUGAGGACUACGCGACACUAACGCCAGAGGUUAUCGAUAAAUUACUCCAAGAAGCGGCUAGUGUUGUGCCGCAUUCGAGAGUCGAAAUCGAGAAGGCGCGGUUGUAUAAGCUUAAAUUGCAAGUGGAAGAGUGGGAGGCCCGUGUGAAAGGAGUACUAUUGGAUAUGAAUACAACCAGAAGUCCCGAUAUCAUGGAUGAGUCGGAGCGAUCGCAUACAACAAUCACCGAAUUGGACGCUUUGCUGGCUGAAGGCGAUGAUAUUGAGGCGGCUUUGCCUUCUCAACACGCUUUGAAAACAGCUGCCGGCCACGCCAAGGACUGGUUGGCUAAGGUUGAAGAAAUGCAGUCAAAAGAAUUAUACCCGUACAUGCAUAGUGUGGAGGCUUUGGUAAAGCGGUCCAUGCAAAUACCGAUAUCGUUAUUCGAGAAGGACCAAUUGGCAGCUGCUCUACAAUCGGCUAAGGAGUGGAAGAGAGGCACUGCUGAGAUGUUUUUGAAAAAGAAUUGGCCGUUUACCCUUCUAGAAGCUCUGUCACCUCGUACGGAAACGAGUAGCCCUCGGCGACGGGGAAGAGAUAAUUCAGAGGAUCCACCUCUAUUGAAGCACUUUAGUGAAGAUGCCACGCCCACUGAGAUCGUUGCAGCGUUCAAACAGGCUGAGUUGAGGGAGUUGGCUGCUAUCAGAGAGUUAAGGUCAAAAAAUAUGCGUAAAGAAGUCCGAUCACCGCCCACAGCCGGUCUCACGUUUUGCACUUGCCAGAAACGACAAUAUGGCUUGAUGACACAAUGUGAACUGUGCAAGGAUUGGUUUCAUGCAUCAUGUAUAUCAGCUGUCCGUGAUGAAACAGAAGAUAGAGAAGAAAGCCCGGAGCCAAUAGAGUUGCCGUUCCCGUCUCCAGAAGCGAAGUUCCUCUGUCCAGAUUGCACCAGAACGAAACGGCCCCGACUACAUCGCAUCCUUGCGUUACUGGUGUGGUUACAAAAACUCCCAGUACGUUUAGCUGAGGGUGAGGCAUUGCAAUGCGUGACAGAGAGGGCAAUGGCCUGGCAGGAUACAGCAAGAGCUAUACUUUCAAGUCCCCAACUGGCUGCGUACAAGACGGAUCCCACGCAAAGGUCGUCAGCGAGCGUGGAACACGCGUAUAGUGCGACGCCGCGGUCGCCAAACAGUCGUACGCCAAGCAUUCUUCAGAAGCUCGAGGACGCUAUGUUGGAGGGGGAUCUUCUUGAGGUCCGUCUGGAAGAGCAAGCGCAGAUCUGGAGCGCGGUGUGGGCAGUUCGGAGUGCGGAGGGCCGUCGCUCGGGUCGCGUGUUAGAGGCGGGUAGGCGCAAGAGGCCUCCUCAGCAGAGGCAUCAUCAUCAGCUAAAGCGGAGUCGGCCUCAUGGUGUCCCAGCACCGACAACGAAGUCAGUCAAACGAGGCUCAUCAACAACCACCAACUACCUGAAUCGGAAGCAGCCUUUGUCUUCUGCAUCAGGUCUGAUGAUGCGCAAGCAUUACAUGGCCCGACAAGAGAGAAGGAAACGAGCUAAACAUGUUCGCCACACUAGAUUAGGUGGUCAAACCCGUGGUGGUCACGCGGCAGCAAGUACGACGCGUCGCCAGGCUGCGUCACGAAGAAGCAGUACGUCAUCUCCUUCAUCAGCUGAGGAUGAUGACGAUUGUGCGGCUGCGGCUUGUUUGAGACCUACCGGCAAAGUGGAUUGGGUACAAUGCGACGGAGGCUGCGAUCAGUGGUUCCACAUGCUUUGCGUGGGGCUGAGUCGCGGCGCGUUGCGUGAAGACGACGACUACGUGUGCGGUUCGUGCGCGCAAAAGAGAGAUUCGAUACAUUAAGUAUGUACAGAUUUAGACGGCUGUGUACAGGAUAACCAUGAGUUUGUCAAAUGUUGGGUAAGAUUCAGACGACUUUGGAUCUUACGUUAGACAUUAAUAGAUAGUUAUAUUAACAGCUAUUUUUGCAUGCACUUUUUACGACAAGAACUUUGUAAAAUUUUGUGGCUUCGAAUUUGUUUUGUAUAAACUUAUGGUUAUUGUUAGGUUACCCGGACUUGCCGAUUUGUGUAUUAGAUUAAGGCUGAACAUAUUUUUAGUAUAAUGUGACCUUAUUACACACAUUCUCAUGAACUCAAACUCGGUCAGUUCCCAUAAAUUACUGUUGUGUUAAAUGUAAUCCGUUGGUAAUAUGGGAAUUGAUUGUUUAGAUUAUUGGAUUUGACAGUUGAAUGCCGAAAUAACAUCUUGAUGAAAUUUUUAAUAGUUCAUGUUAGUUUCAACUUUGCUUUGAUAAAUAAUGGAGAAUUUAUAUAAAUAUCAAAAAUAUAUCAGUACAAUCAGACAUGACAAUUAAAUUUUUGAAAAUAUAAAUGACUUCGGACUUGAAUUUAUGAGGCAUUCGUAUAUUAUGAACAAUUUAACGAAUUUUAGCAAAUAAAAAUUGAGUUAUUAAUUUAUGAUUGGUAUUCAAGCAAUACCGGUUUGGUUAAACGGUAAAAUUUGAUAAAUAAAAUGAAUUUAAACGAGAAUUAAUGAUAUUAAAUAAACAUUUUACUGCUUAACAGAAGUCCCGAAAAAUUCAAUACGCGUUUGUAUCCAGUUUUAUUACAACAAUACACGUAUAAAUACGUAGGCGAAUCGGUAUAAAUAAUAUUUAAACUCCAAAAGUAUACAAUCUAGUCAAAGCAUUUUUAUAAGACUCCGCGGAAAAAUAUUUUUUAUCAUUCAAUUAUUCAAACUUACAGUUUUUACAUAUUAAUGCCGUUUCGCUUACAUACCGUAAAUCCAAGCUUUAGCUGGUACCAGUUAUGGGUUGGAUGUAUGGAAUUCAAUUUAAAACAAAUAUCAAUAAAAAUCUACUUUUUUGUUAUCUUGUUAUGACAUGCGUAACUUGAAUGUAGGUACAUCAUUAUCAAUCAUUUUUAGCAGAGAAAUCUAAUUAUAACCAUGAAUCGAUACGCCUUUUUGCCGAUACGAUACUCUAUAGAAAUAUCGCCGAUACCGAUACCAAUACCAACGCUUAUUGAAUUAAAAUUAAAUUAAGCUAUAAUAUAUCAAGUUUGGUUUAAUUUUUUUUAUUUUUGGUAUGGAAAAAAUAAUACGCGCGAUAGCGGUCGAUGUAGUAAUGUACACUUAUGAACGUCAAAAAAAUAUAUACAUUAAAUGCUUUUCAUUUUACAUUUACUGCCAACUGAUCUCA